This is a messenger RNA of Drosophila arizonae, 718 nucleotides long. RefSeq names its product eukaryotic translation initiation factor 4E-binding protein. The record is from RefSeq and is a predicted model, not a curated record. Lineage: Eukaryota; Metazoa; Arthropoda; Insecta; Diptera; Drosophilidae. Gene Ontology annotation, molecular function: eukaryotic initiation factor 4E binding. Gene Ontology annotation, biological process: negative regulation of translational initiation. Gene Ontology annotation, cellular component: cytoplasm.
ACGUAGUACGGAGCAGAGUGAUAGACGAAGCUAGUAAUAGCUGUAAAGCUACAACGCAAUUUCGUGUAAACAAACAAAAGUCGUUCGAUUACGAUUUACAAGUGCAACUGUUAUAAAAUAACGGAAAGUUUUUAAACAAUAAAAAAAAUGUCUGCAUCACCUACUGCUCGUCAAGCCAUUUCUCAUGCGCUGCCCAUGGCCAUGGCAAAGACCAAGAAGGUCAUCAUAUCAGAUCCCAUCCAGAUGCCAGAGGUCUACUCAUCUACGCCCGGUGGCACCCUCUACUCCACUACACCUGGUGGCACUAAGCUGAUCUAUGAACGUGCUUUCAUGAAGAAUCUGCGUGGCUCUCCUCUGAGUCAAACUCCGCCCAGCAACAUCCCCAGCUGCCUGAUGCGCGGCACUCCUCGCACUCCCUUCCGCAAGUGUGUGCCCGUGCCAACCGACCUGGUCAAGAAAACUCAAUCGCUGAAAAUUGAGGAACAAGAACAGUUCCAACUGGAGCUGUAAACCGUCUCCAUAUGGAGCCACCUGAUUCCAAGCAGCAACUGCCAAAAUUCAUAUUUCUAUCAGUUAUCCACACUCACCUAGCUUGUAUUACCUCACUAGAUCAAUGAUCUGCUAUAGUGUUAGCUCUCAUCACUUAUAUCUAAGUUCUUCGUUUAAUUCUCAGUCAUAUUGAUUGAAUUUGUUUACGCAAUAUAUUUAAUAACUGUAG